Molecule: messenger RNA, 2166 nt
Organism: Cyphellophora europaea CBS 101466
Lineage: Eukaryota; Fungi; Ascomycota; Eurotiomycetes; Chaetothyriales; Cyphellophoraceae
Exons: 2
Coding region: 1-2166 (721 amino acids)
Biological process (GO): cell division
Molecular function (GO): protein binding
Source: RefSeq, a predicted model, not a curated record
AUGGACAAGUUCCUCCGUACCUGGAGACAGGACGCUCUCAAUAGAGGACAACACGAUGCCGCGGUCUAUGUCGGGGACAAGGUGCUCGCGCUUUCUAAUAACGAUGCCGACGCCUUCUGGCUUGCACAAGUUCACUUUGGCAACCACAACUACACGCGAGCACUUCCUUUACUGUCCAGAAAAGACCUGGUCGAGCGAAGUCUAUCCUGCCGAUAUCUUGCCGCCCAUUGCUACGUCAAACAAGGUCGCUAUGAGCAGGCACUAACUCUCCUUGGUGAAGAAGAUCCUGUCCAUCUUAUUCCCACAAGUCAGCACGUCAGACGAAAACUCGCCCAUGUCAAUGGGGCAGGGAGACAUGGAGUCAAGGGAAUUCGUGGUCAAAGAGAUCGCAUCGAAGCCAGUGAAGAGCGUGAACGAGACCGAGAGCAGGAGAAAGAGCUGAAAUUCCAGGCAGGCAUGUGUUACUUGAGAGGUCUAUGCUAUGCCAAACGCAACGCCUUCGACCGAGCCAGGGAUUGCUACAAGAAUGCUGUGAGGAUAGAUGUCCAGUGUUUCGAAGCGUUCGACGAGUUGAUGAAGAACUCUUUGAUGUCCCCUGCGGAAGAGAUGGCAUUUUUGGAGGAGCUCGACUUUGAGUCAAUACGAAUCGACGACCAGUCUAAUGCUGCAGAAGCCGCCGAGUUCACCAAAAUGCUCUACACUACCAGGCUGUCCAAAUAUGCGUCGCCAGCAUUACUAGCACACGCCACCGAGACACUCUCUACGCAUUACAAUUUAGCAUCAAAUCCCGAUCUCCUGCUCACCCGAGCCGAAACGCUCUACACGCAGUGUCGUUUCCACGAAGCCCUUACGAUCACAACCGACAUCCUCAAUUCCAAACCAGACUCGGAAACGCUGACGGAUCAGACAGACAGCAAUACAGCUGCUUCUUUAGGCCACAGUCGACAGCUGUAUCCCCUUCACCUGGCCCUUCUUUAUGAGACGGGUUCUCACAAUACGCUAUUCCACCUCUCUCAUACGCUGUCCGUCCACGCUCCCCACGAAUCAUACACGUACCUCGCAAUUGGUACAUACUACUUCUCAACGUCCAGGAUAGCGGAAGCACGCCGAUUCUUCUCCAAAGCUUCCUUGAUGGAUCCGCACUCUCCCGCUGCAUGGAUCGGGUUUGCCCACACCUUCGCUGCGGAGGGCGAGCAUGAUCAAGCAAUUGCUGCAUACUCAACGGCAAACCGCCUCUUCCAAGGUAGUCACCUUCCACAGCUGUUCUUGGGGAUGCAGCAUCUGGCUUUGAACAACAUGCAGCUAGCAUGGGAAUAUUGUAUCAACGCAUUUGAGAUGAGCACCGGAGUUGCGAGAUCAAAGGCGCCAGGUGAGGUAGAGAUCAGCACCAAGAUGUUUAACUCACGCGACUUGGGGGGUGAUCCUUUGGUUCUCAACGAAAUCGGUGUAAUUUUGUAUCAUCAGGCAAACCUACCGGCCGCUGCACGGCUAUUCAAAAAGGCACUUGAGUUGGCGGCAGACCUCGGCUGCAACAUGACUGCUUGGGUGGCGACUCGAGCGAACCUUGCUCACACGCUGCGGCGACUGCAGCGUUUUGAUGAGUCCCUGGCCGAAUUCGAUGAGUGUCUGCGAACCGCCACUGGCGGUGCAUCAACAGCCACAGCAUUUGAGCCCGGAUCUAACGUUGCUGCCUUUGCGAGUAUAAGUAUUGCUGAUGCCUCCGCAUCGAAUGCAAGCGGCGCAGCCAGCGGCUAUGACGAGCGAAAUCUGAUCGGAAGCAUCCACACCAGUCGAGGCAUAGUGCUGCUCUCCAUGAUGGGACGGACAAGAGAGGCCGUCAUGGCCCUCCACGAAGCGGUCAGAAUCUUGGGCGGUGAUGCUGGGGGUGGUGGAGUAGCUGGAACGCUGCUGAGCAGAGCGAUGGAGAUCUGGACGCUCGAGGACAACGAUAAUGAAGAGGACGAGGAAAAUACUGCGCCUACAAGGAAUGUCAACACCCGGACACGCCGAGGACGCGGCAAAGAUCCUAUGAGGCCGCCGGGACCCGGAGACCCUACUCACGGCGGCAUUCUAAUGAAUGCUGUGGGCCAUGAGAGAACGGUCGCGAAUGUGUUGGAUGCUAGUGCAGACGAGAUCUUGGACGCGGCGUACAGGUCGGUUCAAUAA